AUAUUUUCGUAGGGCUUUUAAAGCUGCAAGGGCCAUAAAGUCUGAGCGGCCCGACCUGCCUCGUUUACCGCCUUUUAAACGGUUUGGUGCUAAAUUGACCGACAAAGACACCGCACCACCCUAUCGUCCCGUUUUCUGGCUACCUGUUGGGUUUUUUCUCGACAGAUCGUACUAGAUCGGUGGAAGAUGCGUUGCUCCAUAUGCAGCUGGAUUACGCUUGUAGUAUGGGCGGUUGUGCUCCUGGCUGGCUCCGGGACGCUAGCACAAAGUAUCAAAAUCGGCGUCAGGUAUGAGCGACCAUCGCUUCGAAUACGUAUGAACGUGGGGGCAGAUUGAUGUACACCAGAUCUCCCCAGUUUAUCACUCCAAGGCGACGAUGGGGUCUGGUCAGCGCGCCAAAUCCAAGUGAUGCAGCUGCGUUUAUCGCAGCUGUUGUCUCCAAACGCAGAGUACCCGGUAGUCCCGGCAUUACAGGCUCCCGGGGUCUUCCAAAUCAUCCAGGAUGAUUGCUCAUCCGAGGGCAGCACCGUGCAAGCCGCCAGCGCGAUCGGCUCCGCCAUCAAAUUAGCCUCCGUCUCGCACGUCAACGCCCUCAUCGGCGUGGCCUAUUCGGGCCCUACCACCGCCUACGCAUCGGCAGCGCAAACCUUCAAUCUCCCCGUCUGCGAUGGCGGGAGCACGUCGCCCAGUCUUGCCGACAAAACGCAGUACCCAAACUUUUUCCGAUCCUUGCCUAACGAUAACAUGGCGGGCGAGGCGAUGAUUGGGCUUGUCAAGGGGCAGGGAUAUAACCACGUGGGCGUGAUAUCGGCGGUCGAUUCGUAUGGCGUGGGCUUAUUCAAUUCUGUGCAGAAGUAUGCGGAGCAGUACGAGAUUACGCUGUUGACGACGCAGAGUUUCAUUCCGGAUACGACCAACUUCAAGGGCUUGAUGGAUCAGAUUGAGGCGUCGGGGGCGACCAUCCUCCUUUUUCUCGGCGUGCAUACCGACCUGCUCAAGUGUCUCGCCGAGGCAAAACGGCGAGGGAUGGUGGGACCGGGAUACCAGUGGAUAACAGGCGACGACGCAUUGUACGCCGACUUGGAGACCUUUACAGACGAGGAGCGACUGCUGAUGAACGGCGUGUGGGCGUCGUUUCCAAAAGAAGGAACAGGCGCGCAAUGGGAUGCGUUCACCACCGCUUGGAAGGCACUUUAUGGAGACGAACCCGACUCCUACUCUGGGUUCUAUUCCACUUGCAUCGAGUCGUACGUCUGGGCAUACGACGCGGCGCUGCGAAACGGGACCUCGUUAGCCGACCUCGCAUCCAACACCCACCGCCUCGCCAUGCCCGCGGAUGUUAGUUUUCCCAACCGCACCGGUGUCACGGGCCUUCUAGCGCUAGAUGUGAACAGCGACCGGGUAGCCGCGUACGAGUUGUUCUCCUACGACAUGCACAACAAGGAAGAUGGGGACUUCGGAAAGUUCCUCCCGUUCGGGAACUGGACGGGGAUCUCGGACGUGAAAGAGUUUCAUCAAUUCCAGACGCCGGUGUAUUUCGCGGGCGCCGCGACGAAAGCGGCGGAUGCGCUGGAGAUCGUGAAGGAGUAUCGGUAUAUUGCGUGGAAGUCCGGGACGGGGAUCUUUGCGAUUGUGCUUUGUGUGAUCAGUGUUGUUGUGGCGGCGGGGAUUGCGGGGUUUGUGUUUUCGGCGAGGCAGAGCAUGGUUUUCAAGCCCCUCAGCCCACCGUUCCUGUUCACAACCCUCCUCGGCACCGCCCUAGCCGCCUUCUACCCCCUCACGCUUCUCGGCUACCCAACGAGUUUCUCCUGCACCGCGGCGGUCUGGGUGCUUCCCACGGCUCUAGGCUUAGUCCUCGGAAGCCUGCUGGUCAAAUCGUUUCGACUGUUCCGGAUAUUUUGCGGGCAAGGGUUUGCGGCGAAGAGCAUGCAGAAUCCGAGGAUGUUCAUCUAUUUGGCGACCUGUAUAGGAGUUUAUAUGUUUUUGGCAAUAAUAUGGAGUGUCGUCGACGCCCCAAAACCACAAUGGCAUCUCCAGGAAGAAGUCAGCCGUACCUACUACGUCUAUGAGUACUACUGCCAGUCUAAUUCAGAUGCCUUCCAAUGGAUCCUAUUAGGGUUGGAAUUUGCGUAUACCGUCGCAUUACUCGUCUACGGAGGGUUUUUGUGCUGGGUCAAUCGCAACCUGCCACGAAAAUUCAAAGAAUCCCACACAAUCGGCAACCUCCUCUACACCUACCUCGUCGUCUUCGCCCUAAUCCUCACCAUCCUCUUCGCCCUCUCCCUCAACACGAUCGGCCUCUCUGUCAUCAAAAUCAUCGCCUGCUACGCCGUUAUCGCCUCCACCAUCGGCUUGCUUUUCGUGAAGAACUGUUAUUUGGCCUGGGUUGAGAAACAUCAGAGUGAGGCGGACGACGAUAUAUUAUCGUCGGGCGUCGGCAUGAGCAGCGAUAGAAGGAGGAGCACGAAGGGGGCCGUGAAGCCGGUAGGAGGGGAUCACAACACUAACUUGGCGGUCAAGGCGGGGGCGAGGAAUGGCACAAAGGUGGCAUCGGUCUUCGUCGCCGUCAAACAAUCAUUUAUGACCGUCUGGCUGCCUAAACAGCUGGUCUUAUACGGGGACAAACAGUUCCUCCUAAUUGUCAAUAGCAGCGAUACCGGCCCCGCCGCCAACAGCAACGCACCGCUCUGCCAAUUCAUCCUGCUCCCCGAAUACUCCUUCACCCUCUCCGCAGAGGACGCCAAAGACAUCUUCUGCAUCAAACUCACGCACAAAAAAGACAAAGCGACCUUCUUCACCAUCCGCGUCGAGUCGCAGGCGGAGAUGAAUGAGUGGGCGUCGAAACUGGGGCCGCAUUGUAGGACGGGCACGGGUCAUACCACGAGUGCGGGGUUCCCGUCCAGUAAUCAGAGAGGCGGGGUGUUGUCGAGUGCUGAGCCGACGAGUGAGGAGGUGGUGUGAUUUUACAUAGAGCUGCUACCGAAAUAUCUCCGCACAAGAACAGAGCGCCAUGCGCAACAAUGCUUCAAUUUCGGAGACCGGAUAUAUACCCUCUCUGCCUGCUACGCCUUUGAUAUUCUUUUGGAGAACUGCACAAAACCUAGGUCCUCGUGCAAGCUACUCCGUACCGAUCUCCCCUACCGCUAACGCUACUGCUCAAUUCUUCUUCCCAAAGUACUCCUUGGAUCCGUUCGGAUCUGCCUUCAUAGUGUCGGACCCCUUCGACCAAUUCGCCGGGCAU
This is a messenger RNA of Fimicolochytrium jonesii, 3241 nucleotides long. Its product is annotated as periplasmic binding protein-like I. The transcript is spliced from 8 exons. Gene Ontology annotation, biological process: G protein-coupled receptor signaling pathway; gamma-aminobutyric acid signaling pathway. The record is from RefSeq and is a predicted model, not a curated record. NCBI's taxonomy places the organism in Eukaryota, Fungi, Chytridiomycota, Chytridiomycetes, Spizellomycetales, Powellomycetaceae. Gene Ontology annotation, molecular function: G protein-coupled GABA receptor activity. Gene Ontology annotation, cellular component: G protein-coupled receptor heterodimeric complex; membrane. The coding region runs from base 409 to 2961 and encodes 850 amino acids.